Spinacia oleracea (spinach) is the source of this 1004-nucleotide messenger RNA. RefSeq lists its product as uncharacterized. Bases 64 to 855 code for a protein of 263 amino acids. The transcript has 6 exons. NCBI's taxonomy places the organism in Eukaryota, Viridiplantae, Streptophyta, Magnoliopsida, Caryophyllales, Amaranthaceae. The record is from RefSeq and is a predicted model, not a curated record.
UUAAGUAUUAAUCAAAACCCAACAACAAUAAUCAAAAUAUUGGUGUUAAUAAUAAGAUUAUCAAUGGAGAAACAAAUGUGGAGAUGGAAACUCCUCUUCCUCCUCUUUCUAUCUCUUCUUUAUGUGGCAUUUUCAGAGGAUUUCCCCUCCCAAGGAUGUUAUUGGACUGAGACAUGCCUACAUAAAUUACAUGGAGAUUGUGGUGGUCUUGUGUAUAACCAAUCAAGUAAUUGCUAUGGCAAUUGUCAAGGACUAAAAUAUUCAUCAUGUCCUCCUAAUCACACACAUUUUUACUGCUGCAUAGCUGGUAGCCCUACAAAGGUGAAAGAUGGGUGCAAGAAGUGUGAGAAUAAGGUGGAGGACGAUGAUGGGUUUGUAUGUUGCGGAGACUGCACUUAUCCGGACAUGGUCUAUGGUGAUACUUCAUUAGGGUAUUGCAAAAGUGGUUCAGAAUUGAUUUCACAACCAAAGCCUAAAGAGGUGUUUAAAUGGGUUAAUGGACCAUGGCUACCAUGUUCUGCACUUUGUGGUGGUGGGAUUCGGAGUAGAAGAGUCGAUUGUUAUGCAGUAAUUGAGGAAACUUCCUUCCCUGAUUAUCCAGUAUACGAUGACCAUUGUUUAAAUCAAGAAAAGCCCAAAGUUCGAGAGUUGUGCAAUCUACAAAAUUGUGUCGCAAGCGUAGUAAGCAAUGGCAAGGAUAAGGGAAGAAGACAUAGUAGAACAUUGACAUGGAUGAUGAUACUUUUAAUCUUUGUUGCUAUUAUUGCUCUUGGAUUUGCAGGGUUUAUUUUCUACACAAGGAGAACUUCUAACGAAUCUGGCUAUGUUUACAUCAUGAUGGAAGGGUUUUCGUGAAAUUCAUUUGUAGCAUGGGAUUAAUUUUGUUUUUACAAUAUAGUUUUGUUAAUAGUCUUGAAUUAUUUCAUAUAUUAAUCUUCUCGAGUUGAAAAUGUAAAAUUAUACUCUGUACAUUGAAACUCUUGAAUGGAAAAUGUAGAUAAUUU